GAAGAAAUCACUUCUCGAGAUACCACGCUAUAAAGUUCUUGUGUAACGACACGGACUACGUAAACGAAAAUUGCCCGCAAACAAAGCAAUUCGCGUCAUGGGUAACCGGAGUUCAUCCGAAGAUGAAGGCGGUUCUUGGCUGAGAACGCUAAAAAAUAGCACUAGUACCAGCACUCAAGAUCGGAAGAGGCUUUGGGAUAUUCAACUAACAUGGGACGAGAGGCUGAUUUUAUGGAUACUGAACAAAGGAGUCGUGCCACGUCAUGUUGCUCUUGUGCCUGAUGGAAAUCGGCGUUACGCAAAACUCAACGAAUUAGAACUUCACUCCGCCUAUGAUGUCAUGUUUGAAAAGACAACGUUGAUGUGUCAAUACAUGGUGAAACUUGGAGUGGAGGAUAUCUCGUAUGGUAUUUUGAGCAUUCGGAACUUCUACCGCGAUGCUUCUGAAGUCAAUGCCGUUUUGUCUGCAAUGGCGAAUUUUUACAGGACAGCGCUCUGUAACACGAACUCACUUCAGCGAAUUAAUCUGCUUGUUAGCACGAUAGGUGAUAUGAACAUGCAUCCCGAAGAACUGCAGUCGGAUAUGGCGCAAGUGGAAAUUGUCACUGCUAAUGAAGGCUGGACAAGAAAAUGCCGGCUGUUCUCAGCUUAUACCAGCAGAUCCGAGCUCACGAAGGUCAUAGUACAUAUGACAAACGCUGUAAGGAUUGAUUUCAUGAAAUCUGAGGACAUUACGGUGGAACUCAUUCAAAAUAUGUUGACUCUGAGUGAGACUCCAGAGACGGAGCUGUGGUUUCGAAGCACGGGUCGACAAUGCUUUGUGGAAUUCGUAGUCUUCCAGAGUGGAUAUUCUUAUAUGCACAUAGAACCACAACUUUGGCCCUCUGUAGGAUUCCGGAGGUUUGUCCAAGCGAUAUUACAAUUUCAGCUUCAUUGGCCACAUAUUAAGGUCGUCAAGGAAAGACACCAAAAGACGUUUUCUUCAUCCCAUGAUAUGGAUCCACAUAAAAUAUUUCGACAACGCAUGUUUCUAAGAAGCUUGAAGUUGUGGAGGAGGCGAAACAUUGAGGAAUUGCUCUCUUUAAAGUGCACUCAGAAAAAAAAAAAGACUGUAGUGCCAAGAAUGAUUCGUGAAAUUUUCAAAAACCAGUUUUGUUCCUAAUUGCCUUGCUCGGCAUGCUCAAUUUAUAGCGGUAUUUUUCAUGCAAAUUACACUGCAAACUCAAUUAUCUAAGCAAACGCAUCACUAACCUGUUUGAAGUUUUCCAACAAUGAUGCAUUAAACUAGAGUGAAUAUA
Messenger RNA from Rhipicephalus microplus (southern cattle tick), 1298 nucleotides. RefSeq names its product dehydrodolichyl diphosphate synthase complex subunit DHDDS-like. Gene Ontology annotation, biological process: polyprenol biosynthetic process. Gene Ontology annotation, molecular function: ditrans,polycis-polyprenyl diphosphate synthase [(2E,6E)-farnesyl diphosphate specific] activity. NCBI's taxonomy places the organism in Eukaryota, Metazoa, Arthropoda, Arachnida, Ixodida, Ixodidae. The record is from RefSeq and is a predicted model, not a curated record. Gene Ontology annotation, cellular component: endoplasmic reticulum; dehydrodolichyl diphosphate synthase complex.